AUGCGCGGCGCGCCUUUGGGAGCAGGAUCUCGUUCCUCUCCGCUCUUCAUCACCGACGCUUCGCACCGUGACAAUUUCGCAGCAGAAGCAGCAGCAUUGCGUCGCGUUGGACCCAAAGCUGUUCCAUACCUCAUCGUCUUCGCGCACGAGAUCUCCAGCAGCAAGGGCGCUCAUUACAUUCACCGUACCGUUUUCAAACCGCUCGCCCCGGGGGAGAUUCAACAGGCCAGGGGGGUAAACACCACCGCGCCGCCCCGCCAUCCGCACCAUAGGGGGAACGGGACGGUAGCGGCGGGGAACCGAACAAAGGGCGGGCAUCCGAGCAAGGGGCACCAUAGGGGGAACGGCACUGCUGCAGGGGGGGCGAAGAGGGGGAACGGCACUGCUGCAGGGGGACCGAAGAGGGGGAACGGCACUGCUGCAGGGGGGGCGAAGAGGGGGAACGGCACUGCUGCAGGGGGACCGAAGAGGGGGAACGGCACUGCUGCAGGGGGGGCGAAGAGGGGGAACGGCACUGCUGCAGGGGGACCGAAGAGGGGGAACGGCUCUGCGAAUGGAAAUGCGCCGAAUAACCAGAAGAACAGUGGCGCGCAGCCGAACAAGAAUGGCGGCGGCAGCGCCAAUAAGCCGCGUCGACCGAAGCAAAUUGCUGAGGAGACCUGUAGCAGGUGGGUUGCCUGA
Closterium sp. NIES-65 is the source of this 681-nucleotide messenger RNA. NCBI's taxonomy places the organism in Eukaryota, Viridiplantae, Streptophyta, Zygnematophyceae, Desmidiales, Closteriaceae. The record is from the annotation of a GenBank genome assembly.